GACCGCAUGAAUCGAUGGAUUCCACACCGCGACGAAUACCUUGACAACAUGCUCGCACGCGAAGCGCUCCCCACUCGCCCAGUACCAUGUGUCGGAUGCUGUGACCCAGCGUCUACGGGUUUGUACCGCUGCCAAGACUGUUGCGGAGGCCGGAUGCUUUGUAAAGGUUGCAUACUAGGUGCUCACCAAUGGCUUCCGUUGCAUCAUAUUCAGAUGUGGGCAGACCGCUGUUUUCGCUUGGUUUCCCUUCAAGAACUUGGACUGGAGGUGCUGCUGGGUCAUUCUGAUGGCAAGCCUUGCUGUAACUCGGUCAAAGGACACGCAAAUUUCGUGGUCUUCGACUCCAAGGGGUACCACUUGGUCACUCUCCUGUUCUGUGACUGCAGACUGCUGGACUCGCGGUCCCAUAGGGACCAACUCCUCGACAUCGGAUGGUAUCCGGCGUCUGUCGUACAACCACAGACUGCGUUCACAUUCCGAUUUCUUGACACUUUUCAUCGCCUCACGCUUCAAGGCAAAAUAUCGCUUCACGACUAUUACCUCUCGGUUAUGCACAAAACCGACAACGCCGGUCUCAAAACCCGAAUCUAUCGGUAUCACGAGGCAGCUCUCGCUGCACGGCAAUAUGCUCACCUAAUGGCAGCGAAGCGGAUGGGUCGCGGGCACGAUCCAACUGGCAUUGGCGGCACUCCACAAGGCGGCCUUGCGCUUCGCUGCCCGGCAUGUCCGCAACCGGAUUGGAAUUUGCCAAAGGGAUGGGAGAACAGUCCACCGGAGAAGAAAUGGUUGUACGCGUUGUUCCUUGCACUAGACGCCUGCUUCAAGAUGAAGAACAGGGACAGGAAGAUCGACGACCCCGAGCUUGGGGGUGGUACAGGGUAUUUUGUUGAUGAAGCAGAAUAUCAGGCGCACCUCAAACGUUAUGUUGAGGAGCCCGAGAAACUCGAUCCAUGCGAUUCGACAUUCCACGCCAUCAAAGCGGUGAAUAGCAAGAAAGCAUCAAGUGACGUCAUGUCCGUUUCGGGCGUCGCUGCUGUCAAAUGCGCAAGACACGCGUUGAUGGUGCCGAACGGCGUUGCAGAUCUCCAACGCGGCGAGAAAUACGUUACGAUGGACUGGAUUUUUUGGUCCAGCCUUCUUCUGGUCGGGGCAAUACUUCCGGUCAUUGCGAGCUACGACAUUGCGUGUCAAUGGAAACAAAACCUUCGCCGCCGGCAGUCCAAGCUUCCUGUGUCCUAUGCGGCACUCGCCGUUGUCACGAUCCGAUUCUUCAUACCGAAUUUCCAUAUCAACGGACAUAAACUGAAAUGUCAAACCGAAUUCUAUUUCCUCCUGCAUGAGGACGUCGGACUGACACAUGCCGAAACCGUGGAGCAAGAAUGGGCGCAUAUCGGCGGAGUCGCGACGAUGACUCGCGAUAUGGGCCCGUCAGCUCGUCACCACACGCUUAACGACCACUGGACGUUCUGGAACUUCCGCAAGAUGAUAGGAUUUGGAGACUGGUUCUAUCGGUCGCUCACCAAUACCCUGGACGAGACGCGAACACAUCAAGAAGUUCUUCACGAAUUUACGGAACGUUUCCCAAAGGAGACUAUUCAGGACUGGGAGUCGAUGAUACGGCGGUGGGAGCAAGAUCCUAAACAGCCAAAUCCUUACGAGGAGAUCGAGGAAGCCAUCAAUGUCAACAAAUUGCGCGCCGAACUUGCUAAGGAGGAUGCGGCGGAGGCAGGCCAACCCGACGCAACGGCGCUACACGCUACGUCCGGGAAUAUGUUCGUCCAUCAAACCUUCUGCCUCCUCGAUCAGCGUCGCAAACUCCGCCAGCACGCGGCGGAUACCAAGGCCCAUGCUACCGAAGCUGCAAAGGCCACAUUGCAGGAGCGGCGCGCGGCAUUUCGCCGCCGGGUCUUCGAAUAUUACCAAAUCCAGAAUAUCUACAUGCCCGGUUAUAUAGAAGAGCGCACAUCUCAACUGGGAGAAGACGACCUUGGCUCGGGUGACGCAAUCAACGCUGAAAAUCUCCCAAUCCUACUUCCUUCCGACCUCAAGGCCAUGCUGCGUAGCAAAGGAUGCCUUCCGGGGAUUGUCGACACCGAGAAGCGCUACGCCGAGGCCCUGUUGAAGGACAGCUUGGUCAAUGUGCGGCGCUUUCAGCGCCUCGUGGCCUCGGUACGACAGAAAAUGAAGCAUACCGCCGGUAGUAACGUAGGUCAACGGGAGGGAACAAGGUCCCGGUCCCUCAUGGAUACGGUGGCCGCAAAGCUCAAUCGCGCAUUCGACACGUAUGGGUCGGCGUAUACCGCGAUGCGAUCCCUAGACCCACGCGGCCCCUGGUCUCUACGCUUCCGGGAAUUACGCCGCGAGGAUCUUCGUGGCCCACGUCGUCAUGAUGACAGUGCAUACUCUGAAGAGCAGCCCUCGGAGACUCACCGAACGCCGUCUUGGAUCUGGACCGUAUCGAUAACUGACUACUCUACCGACCACACCGAUUUCGAGGUGACCGAGGCGGCCGACAGCCGAGCUAUGGAUUUGCACAUGCGGAGCGAGUGGGCGCGCCAGCGCGCCAGGACGCGAAGGCACGUGGAGGAGAUCUGCCUUCUGGUGGAGGAAAUGCGGCGGGUCUUGACUUACCUUCUUGCGAAAGCUGAUUGGUGGGAGACUCAGGGACAACGCCGCGUCCAGAGUGGUGAUUCAAAAGUCAAGAGCAAUUCUCGAUUAGCUCAUGGCCUACUCGCAUACGCGUCCCGUCAAGCCAGCAUUCUCCGAGACCUUGCUAAGGUCUUUGCGAAGUUAUGGCUCCCGCCGCUGAAAGUCUACGGCUUGGGUCAAGAUUGGAUCAUUAAGCUUGAGCCUAUUCUAAUCACUGACCCGUGCGAAAUGGAUGCGGCCAUGAUAGGUGAGUGA
Molecule: messenger RNA, 2904 nt
Organism: Punctularia strigosozonata HHB-11173 SS5
Lineage: Eukaryota; Fungi; Basidiomycota; Agaricomycetes; Corticiales; Punctulariaceae
Exons: 10
Source: RefSeq, a predicted model, not a curated record